AUGGCGGGCAACCCAGUCGGAGGUGCUCCAGCACACGCCCAAUCCUCUCUCCCCUCCCUCCCCGCCCAUCUUCAGUCGGAUACACAUUUGACGGCUCAUUUGGCUAGUCGAUUUCAUGUUGGCCUCCCGACUGCCCGUCUGUCCUCCCAGGCCCUGAUUUCCUUCAAUACAUACACGUCUGCGACAAAGGGUCCGGACGGGGCGAAGGAAGGCAGUGCGGCUGGAGAGGCCGAAGAUCUCGCCCGUCGCGCCUUCACUCGCUUGGGAGCGCGUGCGGAGAACCAGGCUGUGGUGUUUCUAGGAGAGAGUGGCUCGGGUAAAACCACCAUUCGCUCGCACCUGUUGUCAUCGUUUUUGUCUUUUUCUUCGACUCCGCUUUCCUCCAAGCUCUCCUACGCCGCCUUCGUCUUUGAUACCUUGACCACCACAAAAUCGGUCACCACACCAACUGCCUCCAAGGCCGGCUUGUUCCUCGAACUGCAAUAUGACGGCUCAUCCUCAGUCAACCCAACCUUGAUCGGUGGAAAGAUCAUUGACUAUCGACUGGAACGGAGCCGCAUCUCCUCCGUCCCAACCGGCGAGCGGAGCUUCCACGUACUGUACUAUCUCUUAUCUGGAACCAGCGCCGCCGAAAAAUCCCACCUGGGGUUUGAUAGCAGCAUUCAUAUCAGCACAAGCGGUGGCAAGUUGUCCGCCGACUCGGCGAGCCACAAGCGAUGGCGGUAUCUUGGCCAUCCGACCCAGCUCAAGGUCGGAGUCAAUGAUCACGAGGGGUUCCAGCAUUUCAAGACGGCGCUGCGGAAGCUGGAGUUCUCGCGUGGUGAGAUUGCGGAGAUUUGUCAGAUCCUGGCCAGCAUCUUGCACAUCGGACAGCUAGACUUCAUCUCGGGACAGUCGACCACCACGGCUGCUGAGGAAAGUGGCGGUUACUCCCAUGAAGGUGGUGAGACGGUGACUGUGGUCAGAAACAAGGAUGUCUUGGCUAAUGUAGCUGCUUUCUUGGGCCUGAGCGUUGAGGCUCUCGAGAAUAGCCUCGGAUACAAGACCAAGACAAUCCGACGGGAACGAGUAACGGUCAUGCUGGAUCCGCGCGGUGCCCGACAGAAUGCAGAUGCAUUUGCCCGCACGAUCUACUCACUUCUGGUCACCUAUGUCAUUGAAACCGUCAAUCAGAAGAUCUGCGCCGCUGAGGACAGUGUCGCCAACACUAUCUCGAUCGUCGACUUUCCGGGCUUCGCCCAAGCUCCGGCAACCGGAUCGACCCUGGAUCAACUGCUCAGCAAUGCUGCUACGGAGUCUCUUUACAACUACUGCCUGCAGUCCUUCUUUGACCACAAGGCCGAUGUGCUGGACCGCGAGGAAAUUGCCGUGGCUGCAACCAGCUAUUUCGACAACACCGAAACUGUCCGUGGUCUUCUCAAGCACAAUAAUGGCCUUCUGAGCAUCUUGGAUGACCAAACCCGUCGCGGAAGAUCUGAUGCCCAGUUCCUUGAAAGUGUCCGGAAGAGGUUUGAAGGCAAAAACCCGGCUAUCUCAGUCGGCGGAACCAAUGCUAGUGGCACCGGCUACAUGUCUCAGAGCCGGACCGCAUUCACCGUUAAGCACUUUGCUGGUGAGGUCGAUUACUCGGUCACGGGUCUGAUCGAGGAGAAUGGGGAAGUCAUCUCAGGCGACCUGAUAAAUCUCAUGAAGUCCACUCGCAGUGACUUUGUCCGUGAGCUGUUUGGCCAAGAGGCAUUGCAGACUGUUUCUCAUCCCCGCGAGAAGUCGGCGAUUAUGCAGGCCCAGGUUUCCUCUAAACCACUUCGCAUGCCGAGCAUUGCUCGUCGAAAGCAUGACCAACAGGCUCGCCAGAUGUUCUCAGACUCUCGCGCCGAUAGUGAAGAGGCCGAAGACCUUGAAAGUCAAGGAGCAAGUUCGAGGCGGAGCGUGGCAGGCCGCAAGAGUGCACUGAUGAGCGGUUCGACCCAGGGUGCGGCUGGCCAGUUCCUUUCAGGGCUUGAAAUUGUCAACAAGUGCCUGAGUUCAUCGAACGUGAAUCCGUACUUUGUCAUUUGUCUCAAGCCCAAUGACCGUCGCAUUGCAAACCAAUUUGAUAGCAAAUGUGUCCGUAUGCAAGUUCAGACCUUCGGCAUUGCCGAGAUCAGUCAGCGGCUGAGAAAUGCCGACUUCAGCGUCUUUCUCCCGUUCGCGGAGUUCCUGGGUUUGGCUGAGAUUGGUAAUGUCGUGGUUGGCAGUGACCGUGAAAAAUCGGAGGUGGUCUUGGACGAAAGACGAUGGCCAGGCAAUGAAGCUCGCGUCGGCAGCACUGGUGUCUUCCUCAGUGAGCGGUGCUGGGCGGAUCUGACCAAGGUUGGAGAACGGGUGGUUCACUCCUACAACAAAAUCACAGGAUCUGACGAGGGCGAGGUUGGCUACCAAUCGGGUGGAGGAGACACCAAGGUCCGUCUCCUGAACCCAGCGGACCAAUCUCCUGGCGCCUAUAUCUACGGAGACGAGUCGAAGCAAGGCGGGUACUUUGGUAGUCGCGAGUUGGACGGACGUUCUGAUGCUGGGGCGUCAGCCUUCAACUCUGGAGACAUGUUCCGAAACCUUGAGACAAGAGAACAAAUGCUUGAGAAAGGCAACGAGAAGCAAAUGGAGGAGGUUGAUGAUAUCCCAGUCUCCGGUUCCCGGAAACGUUGGAUGGCAUUGGUCUAUCUGCUGACCUGGUACAUCCCCGACUUCUGCAUCAAGUUUUUCGGCCGCAUGAAACGUAAAGAUAUCCGUGUUGCCUGGCGUGAAAAGCUCGCCAUCAACUUGAUUAUCUGGUUUGCGUGUGCCGUCGCUGUUUUCAUGAUUGUGGCAUUCCCAGGAUUGGUUUGUCCAACUCAGCACGUAUAUUCGAAAGGAGAGCUCAGCAACCACAACGGCAAAAACGGUGAGAGCUCGUUUAUUGCCAUUCGUGGCGUUGUUUUCAACCUAGGAGACUUCAUGCCCGUUCAUUAUCCCGAUAUUGUUCCGCAGAAGUCUUUGAAGAACUAUGCCGGUACCGAUGCCACCAAUCUUUUCCCCGUGCAGGUUUCUGCCUUGUGCCAGGGAGUCGAUGGACACGUGGAUCCCAGCGUACCGUUGGACUAUCGUUCCAACAUGAACGAAAGUGAGACCACCACUUCUACUACCGAUUACGAUAUCAAUGCCAAGUAUCACGACUUCCGCUAUUGGACGGAUGAUUACCGUGCGGAUUGGUUUUAUGAGCAGAUGGUCUACUUGCGGGCAAAUUACAAGAAGGGCUACGUCGGAUAUACUGCCAAGUAUAUGAAGACUCUAGCAGAUGAUGAUGACAAGAACAUUGUCAGCAUUGACGGUAAAGUCUACGAUAUGACCUAUUACAUUGCCGGCCCUCGAAUCCCUCGCUUCCCGACCACCUCCAAGAACACCAGCACGAGCGGCAUCAGCACCAACUACAUGAGCCCGCUUCUAGUCACCCUGUUCCAGCAGAAGUCCGGCACUGAUGUGACCAAAUAUUGGAACGAUCUCGCAUUGGAUGAUACAACACGCACGCGGAUGCAGUUGUGUCUAGAUAAUCUGUUUUUCGUUGGUCACGUUGACACCCGUAAUUCGGUGAAGUGUCAGUUCGCUCGGUACUUCAUUCUUGCAAUUUCGUGUUUGAUUGCUUCCGUGCUUGUUUUCAAGUUCUGUGCUGCUCUACAAUUCGGCAAGAAGAACCUGCCUGAAAAUCUGGACAAGUUCAUUAUCUGUCAAGUCCCUGCCUACACCGAAGACGAGGACUCCCUUCGUCGUGCCAUCGAUUCUAUGGCUCGCAUGCGGUAUGAUGACAAGCGCAAACUCUUACUGGUCAUUUGUGAUGGUAUGAUUAUCGGUCAAGGCAACGAUCGCCCGACUCCUCGGAUUGUUCUCGACAUUCUGGGUGUUCCUGACUCGGUUGACCCCGAGCCCCUCAGCUUCGAGAGUUUGGGCGAGGGCAUGAAGCAGCACAACAUGGCCAAGAUUUAUUCCGGUCUCUACGAGGUCCAGGGCCAUAUUGUUCCAUUCUUGGUCGUCGUCAAGGUCGGAAAGCCUUCUGAAGUCUCUCGGCCCGGUAACCGUGGCAAGCGUGAUUCCCAGAUGGUUCUCAUGCGCUUCCUCAACCGGGUUCACUACAACCUGCCGAUGAGCCCGAUGGAACUCGAGAUGCACCACCAAAUCCGAAACAUCAUUGGCGUGAAUCCGACCUUCUAUGAAUACAUUCUGCAAGUCGACGCCGAUACUGUGGUGGCGCCUGAUUCUGCCACACGAUUUGUCUCCUCGUUCCUAUCUGAUACCCGCCUCAUCGCUGCUUGUGGUGAAACAUCCUUGUCCAAUUCUAAGACCUCCAUGGUGACUAUGAUCCAAGUGUACGAGUACUACAUCUCGCACAACCUGACCAAGGCGUUCGAAAGUCUUUUCGGUUCCGUCACCUGUCUCCCCGGCUGUUUCAGUAUGUACCGUGUACGCUCUGCCGAAACCGGGAAGCCAUUGUUCGUCAGCAAAGAAGUCGUCGAGAACUACUCCGAGAUUCGUGUUGACACUCUUCACAUGAAGAAUCUGUUGCACCUCGGUGAAGAUCGAUACCUGACUACCCUGCUCCUCAAACAUCACCCUAAGUUCAAAACCAAGUACAUCUUCCGAUGCCACGCCUGGACUGUGGCCCCUGAGAGCUUUGCCGUCUUCCUGUCCCAGCGUCGUCGAUGGAUCAACUCAACUGUGCACAACCUCAUUGAACUGAUUCCCCUGCAACAGCUUUGUGGUUUCUGUUGUUUCAGUAUGCGUUUCAUCGUUUUUGUCGACCUGCUCAGUACCAUUAUCCAACCAGUCACCGUGGCAUACAUUGUUUACUUGAUUGUCUGGCUGGCCCAAGAUUCAUCGGUGAUUCCAUGGACUGCGUUCGUGCUCCUUGGUGUCAUCUACGGUCUACAGGCAUUCAUUUUUAUCGUCCGCCGUAAGUGGGAGAUGAUCGGCUGGAUGAUCAUCUAUAUUUUCGCUAUUCCCGUCUUCUCACUUGCCCUGCCUCUCUAUUCAUUCUGGCACAUGGACGACUUCACUUGGGGUAAUACUCGUGUCAUCACCGGAGAAAAGGGCCGCAAGGUCGUCAUCUCCGAUGAAGGCAAGUUUGAUCCCGCCUCGAUCCCCAAGAAGCGCUGGGAAGAGUACCAGAUGGAGCUCUGGGAGGCCCAGACAUCGCGCGAUGACCACUCCGAGGUCUCCGGCUACUCGUACGGCACCCGCUCGCACGCUUUCCCGCAAUCUGAGUACGGCUUCGCUGGCUCCCGGCCUGCCUCGCAACUCGAUCUGCCACUCCUCACAUCUCAGUCUCGUCUUUCAAUGGCGCCCUCGGAGAUGCUUAGCCGCAUGGAUCUGGACACCAGCAUGGAGGAUCUCAGCCACCUGCCCUCGGACGAUGCUAUUCUCACCGAGAUCCGUGAGAUCUUGCGCACGGCGGACCUCAUGAGUGUGACGAAAAAGAGCAUCAAGCAGGAGCUCGAACGCCGAUUUGGCGUGAACUUGGAUCUCAAGCGGCCGUACAUCAAUUCCGCCAUCCCUUUCGCAGCUACCGAGGCCGUUCUGUCGGGUCUUCUUUAA
This is a messenger RNA of Penicillium macrosclerotiorum, 5601 nucleotides long. It is a transcript of the gene chsE, whose product is annotated as chitin synthase class Va. Gene Ontology annotation, molecular function: ATP binding; cytoskeletal motor activity; chitin synthase activity. The transcript is spliced from 4 exons. NCBI's taxonomy places the organism in Eukaryota, Fungi, Ascomycota, Eurotiomycetes, Eurotiales, Aspergillaceae. Gene Ontology annotation, cellular component: cell periphery; myosin complex; cell septum. Bases 1 to 5601 code for a protein of 1866 amino acids. The record is from RefSeq and is a predicted model, not a curated record.